Molecule: messenger RNA, 906 nt
Organism: Aspergillus bombycis
Lineage: Eukaryota; Fungi; Ascomycota; Eurotiomycetes; Eurotiales; Aspergillaceae
Product: acyl-CoA thioesterase
Exons: 1
Coding region: 1-906 (301 amino acids)
Biological process (GO): acyl-CoA metabolic process; fatty acid catabolic process
Cellular component (GO): peroxisomal matrix
Molecular function (GO): fatty acyl-CoA hydrolase activity
Source: RefSeq, a predicted model, not a curated record
AUGGUCACUCUAGAUCGGCAAGUAGCCGUAGAGCCACUGGGGACUGACUCGUAUGGGUCGGUAAUGCCCCCAACUAGAAUGGGCGCUCUGGCUUCAUAUGCAUACGGAGGAAAUACACUGGCUGUGGCGGUCAAUGCCGCUUAUCAAACGGUGCAACCUUUAUUCCACUUAUACUCAAUCUGUGGGCACUUCAUCCGCGCCGCGAGGACAGAUCGCAGGCUCAUUUGCCAGGUGGAAAGAGUCAGGGAUACGCGUACCUUUCAGACCCGCGUUAUCCGAGUGAGCCAGGAAGGAGACGGUGCAUCGAUCCAGUUGUGCUUCAUUGCUUCCGCGGAUUUCCAUAUUGAAGAGCCACGAUCCAUGGUGACCUAUUCUACACUUCCACAGACAAAGCUGCCACUUACCAACACCGGUAUCUCAACCAUAUCUCCGCAGACGCCAAAGGAACAUGGGCUAUACCGGAACCUCGAGCGCUUUCUGGAUAUGCAACCGGCUACCGCUGCGGCCAGCAAGCACAAGGAAGACGGGCACAAAGGCCCUUCCUCUGCACCCUCUAGGUUUUCGGCGGAAAGGUUCCGCACACAGGCGCCGCUGGGGAGUGAAGCUGAACAUGUAUCAGCAUUGGCGUUUUACAUGGACAAAGGCCUGGCUUAUAUACCCGCAAAUCACAGUGGUUAUGCGCUCACCGAUGCCAGUGCUUGCGCGACUCUGGACUUUUCUCUUCGAUUGUUCACGCAUGACAUCGAUAUGCGACAAUGGCAUCUGACGGAAGCAACAACAUCAGUGGCUGGGAAUGCUCGAGCCUUUAGCGAAGGACGCGUAUGGGAUGAGAAUGGUCGUCUGAUUGCCAGCAUGACGCAGCAAACUCUUCUUCGCCCGAAGGCUGAUUUCCAUCCACGCAUUUAA